Messenger RNA from Verticillium alfalfae VaMs.102, 1071 nucleotides. RefSeq lists its product as hypothetical. The coding region runs from base 1 to 1071 and encodes 356 amino acids. Gene Ontology annotation, cellular component: 90S preribosome; nucleus. The transcript has a single exon. The record is from RefSeq and is a predicted model, not a curated record. Lineage: Eukaryota; Fungi; Ascomycota; Sordariomycetes; Glomerellales; Plectosphaerellaceae. Gene Ontology annotation, biological process: maturation of SSU-rRNA.
AUGACGCUCGACGUGCCGAUACCCGAGAAGAGGGCCCGGGGGAAGAAGGGCGACAAGAACAAGGAGGCGAACGCGAAAUCGGAAGACGAGACGCAGACGACGACGAAGAAGAGCACUGCGGGUACGGCAACGGCCCCCGACCCGCCAGCGAAGAAGAGGCGCGUGGCCGAUGAACCCGCCGACGAGGCGGCCUCGGCCAGCGACAGCUUCAACGGCUUCAGCGAUAAGGACGACGACGGCCGGGACGCCGGCGACAGUGGCGAGGACGACGAAGAGGCGGCCCUGUCCAGGAUGGCGGACAUGCUGGGAAGCUCGGACGACGAAGAGGAGGACGUCGAGGCGGUGCGCGCCAAGUACAGCGCUCUGCUGGGACAGCAGCCAGACACGGAAGACGCCGACGACGAGAGCGACGACGUCGACGACCUGGAUGACCUCGCGGCGAUGGACGAAGACGAAGACGAAGACGAGGCGGAUGAAGCCGAGUCAGAGGAGGAGGAGCUAGAUGACCAGCAGGGCAUGAACAGCGAGCGCCGUAGGAUGCUCGAGGCCAACGCCUCCCCUCCGCCGGCGGCGCCCGCGCGCCAGCCGAAAGAGCCAAAGCCCGUCAAGGCCGGCGCCACCACCUUCCUGCCGUCUCUCAUGGGCGGCUACUUUUCCGGCUCCGAGUCGGCCUCGGACGUCGACGUCGCGCCGCCCAAGAAGCGCCUCGGACAGCGGCAGCGACAGGCCAUUGCCGAGCGCAAACACGGCGAGAUGGCGAACCACAUGCGGAACGAGAAGAAGAAGAAGCAGCAGGGCGGCCGCGACGACGGUUGGGACAUGAAGAGGGGUGCUGUCGACAGCGCCGAGGGCAAGGGGCGGAAACCGUGGAGGAAAGAGGGCGGCAAGGAGAAGGAGGGCGGCAAGGGCGGCCGCGCGGCGAAGCCCGUGAUGAACCGCAAGGAGAGGAGGAGGCUGAAGUUGCUGAGCAAGGAUGACCAGGGCGAGCUGCACCCGAGCUGGCAGGCGCGGAAGAAGGAGAAGGAGGCGCUGCAGAGCGCGGCGUUCCAGGGCACCAAGAUAACGUUUUAG